Messenger RNA from Amblyraja radiata (thorny skate), 1047 nucleotides. RefSeq names its product DEAD-box ATP-dependent RNA helicase 42-like. Lineage: Eukaryota; Metazoa; Chordata; Chondrichthyes; Rajiformes; Rajidae. The record is from RefSeq and is a predicted model, not a curated record. Bases 61 to 1032 code for a protein of 323 amino acids. The transcript is spliced from 6 exons.
AACAAAUAUUUAAAAAAACGAGUUUUUCAACUGCGCAUGCCCAGAUCAUAGGUCAUUCCGAUGAACAUUUUGGCCAGCUCAGCUGCUGCGUGUAUACAGACGUGUGUUUCAACCGUAUUUUCCUCCAGUUUUGCUUCUUCGAGCAUGCCAAAGAGAAAAGGACAUGCAGGAUGGUCAAGGCACAACCGAAAGGCACUUCGAGAUGCAACAAGGAGAAGAAGGGCACAAGAGACACCAUACGAAAGAGCUGAAAAAAAUGAACGUAAAAAAACUGCACGUCUCAGGAAGCAACAAGAAAGAGAGCGAGCCAAAAGGAAUGAAGAUCGCCACGAAAGAGCUCGAAACAGAAACAUGCCAAGAAGAGGGAUAAAACGAAAAGCAGCAUUGUCAAGGAACAAUGCAAAGAGACAUCGAGGUGCAGCAAGGAGCAGAAGGGAACAAGAGAUGCAACAAAAAAGAAUUGAACAUCUCAGGGUUCAACGAGAAAGAUUGCAAAACAGAAGGUAUAAAAAGAGGUUUAUUCUUACUCCCGUGUGUGACCAAAAAGUUGAAAAAUUGUGGGAUACAUCUCUUCUAAUUCAGAAAUCAUUACAGGAAAACAGUAAGGAAAAAAUGAGUGCAACAGUUACAGCAUGCAAGUUGAACAGGAGUAGGAACUCUACUACGAUAGAAGAUGACACCAUCACAGUGGACCUGAUUUCAAACAAUGGUGAGACAGGGUACAGGAAGGAGAUAGUUUCUCCCUCAAGGUCAGCAGAACGAAGGAGCUGCUCAUCAACUUCAGGAAGUGGAGAGAAGAGCAUGCCCAGUACUGAGGUUGAGUUGGUCAGGAGCUUCUUCCCUGCUGUUAUCAGAUUCUUGUACAGUCCUUUUGAUUGGUUAGGGAUGAAUUUCCUGAUCUUACAAUCUUCCAUGUUGCCAUCCUUGCACUUUUUUUAUCUGCACUUUCUCUUUACCUAUAAUAUUACAUUGUGCACUCUGUUUAUUUUCUCUUUUGUACUACCUGAUGAACUUGCGUGUGUUAUGAUUUGACAGGAAAGCAUGCAA